Molecule: messenger RNA, 398 nt
Organism: Mycena citricolor
Lineage: Eukaryota; Fungi; Basidiomycota; Agaricomycetes; Agaricales; Mycenaceae
Source: the annotation of a GenBank genome assembly
CUAGUAGGACCUGGCAGAGCUUCAAGUUAUUGGCUGACUCGUAGAGCCGUAUUCCGAAUUGAUGGGAGAUCCCCACGUGACGAAAUCGCGUUUCAAGUGAUGGUUCCACCCCGGUGUGGUCGUCGCGGCUGCCAGUGAGCGAUCAUUUCAAUUUUUUCUCAUGUCCACCACCGCCCUUGGAAGUCAAGGUCCAGACCAUGACCACUCCGAAACACCUUCCGCUGCCGCAACUCCCGCAAUCGGUCAAUUCAAGCUCGUCGUUCCUGCAGGAGUUGUCUUGACGUACCCGCCCACGCCUAAUCCAAUCUCGUCAGACGCGGAAGUCCAGAUCGCUUUCACAGCGAACCUCCCUAAAAAUUCUGUUCCUCUGGUUCUCCUUCAGGGCGAGGUCGGAGUAG